AUGUUUUUUGUAAAAUCAAAUAUUCGGUAUAAGCAUAUUUAUCUUUUACUAUUUUUUUUUUUCAUAAAAUCACUUAUAAUUUUAUGCAACAAAAAUACUUUGAAAAAUAAAAACAUUUUUAAUUGUAAGGGGAAGAAAUAUUAUGAAUUAUACAUAAAUAGAAAGAAAAAAAGUAAAUAUACAAGUUUUAUAUAUUUUAAUAAUAUCUACAAAAAAAUUGAUGUUAAUGAAAAAGAACAUAAAUUAAAUGAAGACUUAAAAAAUAUAAUUUUAUUGUUUGGUAGAAUAGCAGAGCAUUACUACCCCAAUACAGUAGAACAAUUUAAUUUUUAUAAAGAGCCAUAUAGUAAAUAUAUUUAUACUAAUGAUAGUAAGAAUUCUAAAAAAUGGAAAUAUGUUUUUAAUAACGAAAAAAUUAAUAAAAAUGUCUUUUAUGAAAGGAUAUGUGAACUAAAAUUUAAAUGGCCAAUUAAUCAAAAUGAAAAUAUCACAGAAUAUAAUUUUUAUAACGUAGUUAUAGAGAAAUGCUUAAAUAAUAUUAACAUAAUUAGACACAAUAUUCAUAAUUUAAAAUUGUUUUUAACUAAAAUGAUAGAAAAUAAUAAAAAUAAAGAAAAUGUCUUCCUACAUAACUUAUACAAUGAAUUAGAAAAUGAGCUAACAAGUGAUAACAAAAUUUCAUUAAAUGGGGAACUAGUAAAUGAUAAAAAAAAAAAAUUUCUUGAAAGAUUGCAAAAUCUAGAUUUAAAUGAUAUUUUUAAACAACAUAAUAGAUCGUACAGUAGAUUUCUUGUCAAUGAAGUUUUUAACAGAGAAUAUCCAUCCAAAAAAACAAUAGACAUAUUUUUAUAUUUAAUUUUUCAAAAAAACGUUGAUGAAUUUACUUUUGAUUAUUUUUCAAAGCAUUUAAACAAAUUAGGGAAAAAAAUAGAAAUUUAUAACUGCAAUUAUAAUUCAAAUAUAUAUUUUGAUCAUUUUUUUUUUCUUAUGAAAAAUGAACUCAAAAAAAACUCUUUUUCUGUUAAAAGAAAAAAAGGAAAUGGUACUUCAAAAGUUAUAAAAGGAAAAAAAGAAAAUAUCUUAAAGAGUAGUUCUGCGUCAAAAAAUAAAGUUAACCUAAUUGAAAAUCAACAAAAUACAGAAAGCAAUAAAAAAACAAAAAAGCAAAAUUUUACAAUUAUAGGUCAAAAUAUAGUUAAAUUUAAUAAAAUCAAAGAAAAAGAAGUAGAAAAAGAAAAAGAUGAAAAAGGUAAAAAAGAUAAAGAACUAGAAAAUCUAUAUAAGCAGUCAAAUAUUAUAAAACAAGAAAAUUCAGAUAAUGAAAAAAAUACAAAAAAAAAUACAAGAUUAGAAACAAAUAUUCUUACGAAUUCUGAAACAAAAGAUAAUUUAAAAAAAAAAAUUAUUUCAUUUUUUAGAUAUCUAGUAAAUCAAAUAAAAAGUGGUUUUUAA
Plasmodium relictum is the source of this 1452-nucleotide messenger RNA. RefSeq names its product conserved Plasmodium protein, unknown function. NCBI's taxonomy places the organism in Eukaryota, Apicomplexa, Aconoidasida, Haemosporida, Plasmodiidae. The transcript has a single exon. Bases 1 to 1452 code for a protein of 483 amino acids. The record is from RefSeq and is a predicted model, not a curated record.